This is a messenger RNA of Cajanus cajan (pigeon pea), 3983 nucleotides long. The record is from RefSeq and is a predicted model, not a curated record. Lineage: Eukaryota; Viridiplantae; Streptophyta; Magnoliopsida; Fabales; Fabaceae.
GGCAGGUCCAGUUCUUUAAGCUGUAAGGAGUGAUUUAAGGAACAGGAAGGUGGCUAGCUAGCUGCAUUUGUGAAGAUAAUUGUUUUUAUAAAGUCGUAGAGAAGAAGAAAUUAAGACCCAGAAUAUACUGAAUAUAAUGCCAUAUUCUUCUCGUGAUAACAUCAAAUAUGUUGUAUUUGUUUUUGUUUGGCUCUUGCUGGCAAAGGAAACAGCAGAAAACAACAAUCCUUGGGAUCCCAGUGACACCCCUCACAUAAAGUACGAUGUUUUUGUUAGCUUUAGAGGUGCAGACAUUCGCCAAGAUUUCCUUAGCCAUUUGGUUGAGGCAUUUUAUCGAAACCAGAUUGCUGCCUUUGUGGAUUACAAGAUUCUCAAAGGAGAUGAACUUGCUGAAGCACUGCUUGGAGCAAUUCAAGGAUCACUCAUUUCAUUGGUUAUAUUUUCACAAAGAUACCCCGCGUAUACUCUCUCUCUCUCUCUCUCUCUCUCUCCAACUGCAUUCUCUCUCGCUCCCCAUUUCUCAGAAGGGCCCAAUCGCGAAAACCCUAGAAAACAGCAGAUUUGGGGGCGCGUUCAAUCUCGGACGGAGAACGAGAAAGCCAGGAUUUUGAGACCGACCCGGUUCGAUUGGAAGGGUUCAGAUUCAAAGGGAUCGUUUGAUUUUGUCGGAUAUUCACCGGACAAGAAGGGGGUGGAUGCGGAGAAACCCCCCUCUAAACUGGAAGCUCUAAUCGUGUCGCAAAAUAGGAACAGCGGCGAUGAAUCAGCAUCACCGGCAUUUAUGACGUCCCCGCCACCUCCGCCGCCGCCACCAACACCUCCGCCGCCGCCGCCGUCUUCCUCGUCGAGUUCUUCGUCGGCACCAUCACCGCGUUCUGAUUCUGAUUCAUCCGGCUCCGUUCCCUCGCACGCAUCGGCGCCGAGCCCUCACUGUCCCACUGAUAUCAGAUAUGCUUCUUCGCGUUGGUGUUUGUUGGAACUUGCGAAAAUUGUUGAGUGUAGAAAAGAAGAUGGACAGCUUGUGCUACCUGUUUUCUACAGGGUAGAUCCUUCACAUGUGCGACAUCAGAAGGGGACUUAUGCAGAUGCCUUUGUUGAACAUGAAAGAAAAUAUAGUCUCACCACUUUACAAACAUGGAGAUCAGCUCUGAAUGAAUCUGCUAAUCUAUCAGGAUUUGAUUCAUCAACUUUUCGGGAUGAAGCUGAGCUUGUUAAAGAGGUAGUUAAAUGUGUGUCAAAGAGGUUGAAUCAUGUGCACCAGGUUAACUCCAAAGGACUUGUUGGAAUUAGCAAACGAAUUGCACAUGUCGAAUCGUUGCUACAAUUAGAAGCAAGAGGUGUUCUUAUUGUCGGAAUCUGGGGCAUGGGGGGUAUUGGUAAGACAACCAUUGCGCAAGAAGUAUAUAGUAAACUGUGUUCUGAAUAUGAAGGUUGUUGUUUUUUGGCUAACAUAAGAGAAGAGUCAGAAAGACAUGGAAUCAUCUCUUUGAAGAAAAAGCUUUUUUCAACAUUAUUAGGAGAAGAUUUGAAAAUUGACACACCAAAUGGAUUGCCUCAAUAUGUUGAGAGAAGGCUUCAUCGUACGAAGGUUCUUAUCAUUCUUGAUGAUGUCAAUGAUUCAGGACAACUGGAAAUUUUAGCUGGAACAAGUGAUUGGUUUGGAUCAGGUAGUAGAAUCAUCAUAACAACUAGAGAUAAGCAGGUGCUACCUACAGAGUUUGCUAAUAUAUACGAAGUUGAGGCAUUAAACUUUGAUGAAUCUUUACGGCUUUUCAAUUUGAAUGCCUUUAAACAAAAUCAUCUUGAAAGAGAGUACCGUGAGCUAUCAAAGAAAGUGGUUGAUUAUGCCAAAGGCAUUCCUCUAGUUCUUAAAGUUUUGGUUCCCCUUCUUCGUGGAAAAAGUAAAGAAAUAUGGAAAAGCCACUUAGAGAGACUCAGAAAAGUGCAAAGCAAAAAGGUUCAUGAUAUUAUUAAACUGAGUUAUGAUGAUCUUGAUUGGGAUGAAAAGAAGAUAUUUUUGGAUAUUGCAUGUUUUUUUGAUGGACUGAAUCUGAAAGUAAAGUACGUAGAAUCUUUAUUGAAAGAUCAUGGUCAUUCAGUGGCUGCUGCAUUAGAAAGGUUGAAGGAUAAAGCUCUUAUAAGUGUUUCUCAAGAAAAUAUUGUAUCAAUGCACAACAUUGUGCAAGAAACAGGUUGGCAAAUUGCUCACCAGGAAUCUAUUGAAGAUCCUAGAAGCCAAAGUCGAUUAUUAGAUCCUGAUCACAUUUAUGAAGUACUAAAAUACAACAAGGGUAACGAGGCUAUCAGAAGCAUAGUCAUCAACUUGUCAGGAAUCAAGGAUUUGCACUUAAACCUUGAAGUAUUUGCUAAGAUGAGCAAACUGCAGUUUCUAGAUUUUUAUAGAAAAGGUUCAUGCUCCUGCAGUCUCCUCCGGGAUGAAGGGAGCUUGCAUCUUCCCCAAGGGCUUGAAUCUUUGCCGAAUGAGCUAAGAUAUCUUCGUUGGACUCAUUACCCUUUGGAAUCUUUGCCUUCAAAGUUCUCUGGGGAAAAUCUUGUUGAACUGAACAUGCCUUAUAGCCGAGUGAAAAAACUUUGGCAAGAAGUGCCGGAUGUUGUGAAUUUAAAGGUCUUCAUACUCCACUCAUCCCUACACCUAAAGGAGCUGCCAGACUUUUCAAAGGCCAUAAAUCUUGAACGGAUAGAUCUCAGGUUUUGUGUAGGGUUGACUAGUGUUCAUCCAUCUGUUUUCUCUCUCAACAAGCUCAAAAAAUUGAAUCUAGGUGGUUGCUUUUCCCUUACAAGCCUUCAAAGCAAUAUCCAUUUGGACUCCCUUCGUUAUCUCUCCCUCUAUGGCUGCAUGGCACUAAAGCAUUUCUCAGUGACCUCAAAGAAUAUGGUUAAGUUGAAUUUAGAACUCACUGCUAUCAAACAACUACCUUCAUCUAUUGGACUUCAAACCAAGCUUGAAAAGCUUUUUCUAGGAUUCACUUAUGUUGAGAACUUGCCUCCAAGCAUCAAGCAUCUUACAAGUCUUCGACAUUUAGAUGUAAGACAUUGUAAGAACCUUCAGACUCUACCAGAGCUUCCCCCAUCACUUGAAACACUAGAUGCUAGUGGAUGCAUAUCAUUGGAGACUGUAAAGUUCCCUUCUUCUGCUGUUGAACAGUUGAAGGAAAAUAAGAAAAGGGUUGCCUUCUGGAACUGCUUCAAGUUGGAUGCACAUUCUCUUAAGGCUAUUGCACUGAAUGCACAAAUUAACAUGAUGAAAUUUGCACACCAACAUUUAUCUACAUUUGGUGAUGCUCAAGGCACCUAUGUGAACCCAGGAAGCAAGGUUCCAAAAUGGUUGGAGCAUAAGACAACACGUGGUUAUAUGACUAUUGAUGUUUCUUUUGUUCUUGCUCCACACUCCUCUCACUUAGGCUUCAUUUUUGGCUUUAUUGUUCCUAAAGUCCCAUAUGGGGGUUCAGUUUUGGAAUUCAAUAUCAGAGGGGGUGAAGGUGAAGGUAACAAGUUCAAUGUGUACUUGAACAGACCAAGUCAUGAGAUUAAAGUGGAUCAUGUGUAUCUAAUGUUCGACCAAGCAUGUUCACGCUACCUACAUAGUAUUGCCAAACAUCAACCAAGGUUGAAAAUUAAGGUUUCAGUAGCAGCACGAACGCUCACAUCCAACUAUGUACCAUUGCAGUUAAGAGGGUUUGGGAUCAGCACAAUCAACACUACACAAUACCUUGGUUUUGUUCAAAAUGUAGAACUGUGUGAAAGUAGUCUUUCUUAUGUCCCAAUUUUGGUUAAAUUGAUUUUGAGUUUCUGCAUAGCUGUUUCUCUUGGGACUUUUAGUGUUCGAGUUAGAAUAUUAGCAUUGUAAUGAAAGAAAAAUUGCUAUGUAAGAGAAUAUAAGGCUAUCUGUAAUGAGAGUGAUUGCCCAAAGCUUUUUGGCUUGGCUUCAUCUGUGAGGUUUGAGGAGUCUAUUUAUAGAAAAG